Magnolia sinica is the source of this 1804-nucleotide messenger RNA. Its product is annotated as transcription factor SRM1-like. The record is from RefSeq and is a predicted model, not a curated record. The transcript has 2 exons. Lineage: Eukaryota; Viridiplantae; Streptophyta; Magnoliopsida; Magnoliales; Magnoliaceae. Gene Ontology annotation, molecular function: DNA binding. The coding region runs from base 501 to 1385 and encodes 294 amino acids.
ACGCCUUUUUUCUUUCUUGCUUAGAGCUCCAAUUCAUUACUUCUGUUUUAGCAAUUGGAUUUUUCUUGCUGCCCAACUGAAGCUUCGAUGUCUUUUUCAGCAUAAGUCUUGGGUUUCCAUGAUUUCCAUGGCAUUUCAAGAAAGUCCCAUUUCUUUUGCAACGUAAUUACACUCGAUUUCUCCUUCUUCUCUGUUUGGGUGCAAUUCUCUUGGCCUUCUGUGUUUUCUGUUUGGUUCCUUUUGUGAAUCUGACACCCGUUCUUGACUGCAUCUCUAAGUUGUGAAAUUCACAAGCCUUUACUAUGUAAAUAUUUCUAUCCUGCCAAUUACCCAGCAGGUAUGAAUGCCACCCCAACAAAAUAUUCAGAAAACUACUUGAAAGAGAUAUUCUGGAAUUUUUUAUGUGUAUUCAUGGUUUUGGAGAGGAUCUUUGCUUAGAUAGAGUACUUGGGCAGGUUCGUUUCUGUGAGGAUUAUGGUCGGUGAUUCGAACGAAGCCAGAUGAGCGCUGAUGAGACAAGCAGCGGCUCCUCGUGGAGUAGGGAGCAGGAUAAUUUAUUUGAGGAAGCCCUGGUGUCAUAUCCUGAGGAUUGCAGUGACCGCUGGGAGAAGAUCGCCGCAGCUGUGCCGGGGAAGACCAUCGACGAGAUCAAACAACAUUAUGAGCUUUUAGUGGAAGACAUCAACAACAUCGAGGCUGGUCUUGUGCCUUUGCCUUGUUAUGCAUCUUCAUCAGAGGGUUCAGCCGACCAUGAGGGUGAAGGAGGGGCUGGUAGGAAAGCUGCCCAUUUUGGGAAUUUUCAGAAUGAUUCCAGCCAUGGCGGGAAAGCGUCGAGGUCUGAUCAAGAACGCCGGAAGGGAAUAGCUUGGACGGAAGAUGAACAUAGGUUGUUUCUUCUUGGAUUGGAUAAAUAUGGCAAAGGAGACUGGCGGAGCAUAUCUAGAAACUUUGUGGUGUCAAGGACGCCUACACAGGUGGCGAGCCAUGCACAGAAAUACUUCAUUCGCUUGAACUCAAUGAACAAAGACAGGAGAAGGUCGAGCAUUCAUGAUAUUACCAGUGUGGGUAACGGAGAGGCAUCGGUACCCCAAGGGCCUAUCACUGGUCAAUCAAAUGCACCAACAGGUACUGCCAGUAAAUCUGCCAAACAAUCUUCUCAGCCCCCAUCAGGUGCUUCUGGGGUCGGUAUGUAUGGGACGACAACUAUAGGCCAGCCUGUUGGAGGAUCCCUUGUUUCUGCCGUUGGCACUCCGGUGAACCUUCCUGCCCCACCACAUAUGGCCUAUGGUUUGCGGGCCCCAGUUGCUGGAGCCGUGGUUCCUGGCACACCAAUGAACAUGCCUCCAGUGACAUACCCGAUGCCACAUACGUCUGCCCAUAGGUGAAUGCUGUUGAAUCUCCCAGUGUACAAAGGAAAGAGAAUAGACUAAAUAUUGGGUUCUCUGUCUUUAUUUCUUCGAACGCAAUAAGGUAGCCGUGGCAAGCAUAGCGCAUCUAUCCCAAUGUGAGAAUGUUCUAGUCUGGUUUAUAAAUUUGUUUCAUGUCUGAAUAAGCCAUGAAAAAGGAAUUACAGGUCUGUGUAUAUGCAAUCUAUGGAGGAAGAGGUGGCAGCUUAAUAGAUAGCUUAUCUUAGUUCUUUUAUUUCUGAUGUGGUGUGUAUCCUUGCCCCAUCAGUUUUUAGGUGCACAGUGACAGGCUCUUAGGGAAAAUGUGUAAAAACCCAUAUACUGUUUUGACAUUUAUGUAGUGGUUUGUGCACAUAUUGUGCCAAUUUGCAAAUUGGUUCUGCUCAGAUGCAGGGUGA